Sycon ciliatum is the source of this 1808-nucleotide messenger RNA. RefSeq lists its product as uncharacterized. The transcript is spliced from 2 exons. Gene Ontology annotation, molecular function: protein dimerization activity. The record is from RefSeq and is a predicted model, not a curated record. The coding region runs from base 26 to 1576 and encodes 516 amino acids. NCBI's taxonomy places the organism in Eukaryota, Metazoa, Porifera, Calcarea, Leucosolenida, Sycettidae.
ACCUGCUGAGAAAUACAAGAAAUUGAUGGUAUGUGCAACAGCAGACGGUGCAGCAGUAAACACCGGAGCGUACAAUGGCCUGCUGACACAACUGCGUAAUGAUGAACGGCCAUGGCUGGUUACUAUUUCCUGUACAAUGCAUCGUGUGGAACUCACUAUCAAGGACAGCUUGAUGAAGGAGAAGAAGUUCGUAGAGGUCGAGGACCUUAUGGUCACCUUGUACUAUCUCAUGAAGAGGUCUGGAAAGUUCCAGCGACAGUUUCAUGAAACUGCAGCGGCCCUGGAUGUACAAGUGUACAAGUUUCCCAAGGUACACGGAACAAGAUUCGUCAACCAUCAGCGAAAGGGUGUCUCUGUCCUGCUGCACAAUUGGAUUCCGCUAGCCAUUGCAAUUGAGAAUGCCAUCGCCAAUGCCAGUAACCGAACACUCAAUGCAACGCUGAAGGGCAUUUUGAAGAAGAUUCGCAGCGCAGCAUUCCUUGCUACAGCCUGUAUCUUCAAGUCCAUCCUGUCGGUUGUAGCUGCACUGUCCCUGAAGCUGGAGAAGGAUUUCAUCAUGCCGUUUAAAGUGGCCCCCGCCGUAGCCCUGGCACAGGCCGAACUAGAAGAAUUGCUGCAGGACAACGAGUGCCAUCUGGCCAAGCAAGGACUUACACUCACCGAGAGUACGGUUUCUGCGUCCCUCCCCAAGCCUGGGCACAUGAAGCGAAACCCGGAGAACCGACAGUACACGGAUGUGGAGUACACAAAAAUGACUCAUGCGGGACUAGUCGAAGGCACUGUAAAGGCCGUGAAGGAUUCAACCCUGCCACCAUCGUCUGAGUGUCUGCGACUUCGUUUUCAGUCAUUCGACAGUGCUCCCUUUCCGGCAAUGCUCUGGGUUGACCCAGCAAACUGGCAGGACAUGGACAAGGAGCUCGACAUGAUGAUGUCUCUCGCUGAGCGUUUCGCCGUGCCACUUCGUGAGAGCGGGUUCGAUGCCACCAAUCUGAAGGCAGAGUGGAAGGUUACGAAGCAUACGGUAAAAUACUUCUACCCUAGCGUCACAUCACCAGCUAGCCUGUGGCAGCGACUGCUAUCUUACAGGAGGAAGCAAUUUCCGAAUGUGUGUCUCCUUGUGGAAGUUGUGCUGGCCAUUGGCGUCAGCAACGGUACCGUGGAGUCUUGCUUCAGCUACCUGACUGCCAUGCUGACCGAUCGCCGGGUCCCUCUCCUGCACACCACCAUGUCUGACCUGCUAAUCAUCAGGGCGAACCAUGCAACAUGGUCAGAUCAUGAGCGGAAUGAGAUCAUUUCUGCUGCUCUUGGUGAGUAUAUGUCUGGCAGGAGAAAGAUGCAGCUUGAGCCACAGGCGCCAGAUGACAGCGAAGAGCCAGCUCCGAAGCGGGCAUUGGUCGCCUCAAGCUCAUCAGGAGAUUCUUCAACGUCAUCAUCGGAGAACGGGGGCGUGGGUGAGUCCGACUCCGAGGCAGCUCUGCAUUGUUUGGAAGUCUCUUCCGCCGCUAGUUCCGACAGCAGAUCGGACCUGCCACAGGUUCUGGGAAGCGGUAGCGGCAGUGACAAUGAUCUCCCCUGAUUAUCAUUGAGUAUGACUUUGCUCUUGUUCAUUAGUCUUUUCUAUAUGUGCAAUAGUGAAUGUUCCUAUUGAUGGCUGUAGCCUGUUGUAUAUAAAUUAAAGUAUACUACUGCCAGACAAUGCCCGCUACUUGGUGCAGUGUCACGUGGAUGAUCACUGACUGUCUUUCUUUGUACUCGUGUUGUGCUAUGGAAUCACUACGAUGUAGUGCACUGCAGUUGGAAAGACAAUA